AUGUGUCCCGCCGCGGGUUCUUCCGCGGCCAUAUCGGCCGCUGCGGCGGGACUGAUAUUCAUUGUUAGGAAAGAUGAGACCCUGAAAAACCUCUUUCUCUCGGUUCAUUUCCCAGCCCAGGCAGAGGCAUCUGAAGUGGUGGAGUACAAGAUUAAAGAAGAAAAAUCGUUACUCUACCUGGAAGGAUCUCUUCUUGUGUUUGGGGACAUCUUCAAACUGGUCGCAUUCUACUGUGUCAGUAGAGAUGUGCUUCCCUUCACUCUAAGACUGCCUCAAGCAAUAUUGGAAGCCAGAAGUUUGACAGACCUGGAAACCAUCUCCAGUCUAGGAACGGGUUUCUGGGAUUCUGCUUUAAAUCAGAAGCGAGGAGGAAGGCUUUCCCACCCUGGGAAAGGUUCUGCUUUUGCAACCGCCCACGCAACAAAAAUUAAAAAACCCACCCAGUGUUUUGCAAGCGGCAGGAACAAUUGUUCAUGUGAAAUUGAGCUGUCAGUCGGAAGUGACAGGCUGUGGUUUGUGAAUCCUAUUUUUAUAGAAGAGAGAAGCAAUCCAUUUCCCCUGAAUGUGCCUCCUCAAACGAGCUGUAGGGAGACUCUUUCUUCAGCUCCAGACGUUGUGACACGACCCAUCAAAAGAACUCCCAGCCGUCGCCCUCCGCCUCCACCACCACUACCACCUCCUCCGCAUGCUCUGAAGCUACCUGUGAAGUCUCCUGAGACUACAUCUGAAGAGGACCACCUUCGGCUUCAGGAGGUAAAGGACAUGAAAGCAGAGGUCAGUAAAGAAAAAGAAAAUGAUGGGGAAGCACCCUUUUCUCCCAGUGGCCAUUCACCUGCAAAGACAAGCAGUUCCCCUCCAUUCAUUCCACCAAGAAGGUGUGUGUCUGAAAGACCUUUGGGGAAAAGUUGUGCUGAUAAAUCUGGAAAAUGCACACUGCCAGAAAAGGAACCGGCAGGAAAACAGAGUGAUGGGACUACAGGACAUGUUAAUAACAUUCAGGGUGCUGAGGCUCCACAGGAGGCUACAGAGAAAGACCCCUCACAAUGUCAAGAAGCAACACCUGAUAUGGGCAACUCCGAGAUGACACAGGACGAGAUGCAGAGGAAGCCUUCAGAGAAGCCAGUUGGGCCACCCAUCCCUCCCCCAAGAAAAAAGAGGCUCUCUAGACAGGCAUCGUCGGCCAGCUCUUGCCUUUCCAAACAAAUGAGCUUUGAGGAGUCGGAAGCGCCUGCGCCACAAGAAGACAAGCGGCCUGUUAAAAAAGCCUGCUUCGAUGCAAAAAGGAAAUCGAGACUUGACCGUAAGCUUGUCACUUUAUCAGAUCGCAAAGGCUCGCGUGACUCUCUAAACUGCCCAGUUAGCAACACGUCGGCUCAGACUUCUGCCUCUGAGCAAGACUCCUAUUCCACCAGCAGCACAGAGGAUGAGACAGAGCAAGUCACCAGUCCCUCCAUUAAGAAGACCCGCUCCUUGCUCCUAGGCCGAGCCAGGCACCGCCUGUCCAUGGUCAGCUUGAGUAAUGUCUUCACGGCUUUCCUGUCUGCUGACCGAAAGCUGCAGAAGAAGAUUGUGGAGCUGGCCCAGGACAAGGACUCGUACUUUGGCAAUUUGGUGCAGGAUUACAAAGUGUAUAGUUUGGAGAUGAUGGCAAGGCAGAGCUCCAGCACAGAGAUGCUGCAAGAGAUCCGCUUAAUGAUGACACAGCUGAAGAGCUACUUAGUACAAAGUACAGAGCUGAAAUCUCUGGUGGACCAAGUGGUUUACACCGAUGACCAGCUGGAGGUGAUAAUUGAAUCUGCUUUGCACAAGUGUGUCUUGAAGCCUUUGAAGGAGGCCAUCUAUACCUACUUAAGGGAAAUUCACAACGAAGACGGAUCCUUUAAGUUCCUGAAGGAGAACCAGCAGGUCAUACAGAACACAACGACUACUGACCUCGGAAUCACCACUAGUGUGCCUGAAACCACGUUGCUGGAGAAAAUCCUGCAAAAAUUCACCAACAUGCACAAGGCUUAUUCGCCAGAGAAAAAGAUUUCCAUCCUCUUGAAGUCUUGCAAACUCAUCUAUGACUCCAUGGCCCAGGGAAAUCCAGGGAAGCCGUAUGGGGCAGAUGACUUCCUUCCAGUGCUCAUGUAUGUUCUGGCCCGCAGCGACCUGUCUGAGAUGCUUCUGAAUGUGGAAUAUAUGAUGGAGCUCAUGGACCCUGCUCUGCAGCUGGGUGAAGGCUCUUAUUAUUUGAUCACUACUUAUGGGGCAGUGGAGCUGAUCAAAAGUUACGAUAAGAUCACGGUCACCCGGCAGCUGAGCACGGAAGUGCAAGACUCCAUCCACCGCUGGGAGAGGCGGAGAACGCUGAACAAGGCCCGGGCCUCCCGGUCGUCUGUGCAGGACUUCAUCACCAUCUCCCUUUCGGAAGCAGACGCCAUGACACGGACGCUGGCCUAUCGGACUGAUGCAACAGCUCAGCAGCUGACUGAGCAAUGUGCUGUGAAGUUUGAGGUCCCAGAGCCUCAGGACUACGGCCUGUUUGUCCAGGUGGACAAUAAGAGCCUGCAGCUUGCCGAAGACUCCCUCCCUCACCGUAUCAAAUCUCAUCUCCUGAACAAAGACCCCAAGGCAACUUUCCACUUUAUUUAUAAGCAGAUAAGCAGCCAAGAGACACCCGUUCCCAUUAUCAAGGAACCAGACAAUUUAUAACGGCAAAGCUGCAUGGCUGUAGCAGUCUUGCUUGAAAGAUGUUGUGAUGUUUUUGCCUUACAGAACAUUCUGAUCUCUGUGGGUUUCUGAAGCUUGUCAAAACACAGCUUCCGAUCCCAACGUUGAGAGGGGACAGCACAAGCCAUCUUCCACCAGAACAUUUUCUGUUGGCAGAAUUACUUUUGCUACAGGAAAUGUAUUCCGAGCAACUGUUACUCUUUGGGGAAACUUGAAUCAUUUACAAUGCAGUUCUUGUCAGAGUUGCCAUGACCUGGAUGGGCCAGGCAAGCCUGAUCUCCUCAGAUCUCGGAAACUAA
Messenger RNA from Gekko japonicus, 3011 nucleotides. It is a transcript of the gene RIN3, whose product is annotated as Ras and Rab interactor 3. The record is from RefSeq and is a predicted model, not a curated record. Bases 1 to 2694 code for a protein of 897 amino acids. Gene Ontology annotation, cellular component: endocytic vesicle; cytosol. NCBI's taxonomy places the organism in Eukaryota, Metazoa, Chordata, Lepidosauria, Squamata, Gekkonidae. The transcript is spliced from 9 exons. Gene Ontology annotation, biological process: signal transduction; vesicle-mediated transport. Gene Ontology annotation, molecular function: small GTPase binding; guanyl-nucleotide exchange factor activity.